Molecule: messenger RNA, 4017 nt
Organism: Adineta ricciae
Lineage: Eukaryota; Metazoa; Rotifera; Eurotatoria; Adinetida; Adinetidae
Source: the annotation of a GenBank genome assembly
AUGAUUGUAUUGAAUUGUACUAACUCACUCUCGACAACUAUGAAAUGGAGAAUAAUGAAUUGUACUACUGUGUGUUCAUAUGAAAUCCAACCAAAUGCUGCGAUUAAAACGAUAUAUAGUGAACUUUAUAUUCCAGCAAGAACGUUAGAUUAUGGGACUUACGAGCUAAUAUUAACCGUAACAAUGCUCAAAUCUCCUAAUAUGAAGUCAUCUUCUUCAGUCUACGUGAGAAUAGUUGCAUCAGAUAUCAAAGUAAAUCUUCUUCAAUUGGGAACAUCAGCUAUAACACAUGGUACUCAGCAAGAUCUUAUUCUCAAUCCCGGAGUUUAUUCUGUUGAUCCUAAUGAAGAUUCGUUUGAUGCCAGUAAUUGGAAAUAUUCAUAUUAUUGUCGAGUGUACGAUUUGUAUAAUUUUCCAAACAUUGGAGGUGUUUUACUGACAAUUGAAAAUUCUCAAAAUGAUCCCAAUAAUCCUUCAUGUUUAACCAAUCGAACAGACAAUGGCAGUGGAUUGAGAUUUGAAAAUUCAACCGAUUCACCGAAUUCAUCGUUAACGAUUCUUGCCGGUUCACUUCAACAAAAUCAAACAUAUCAAUUUCUGGUUAUACUUGAAAAUAAAAUCAAUUCUUCAAUUCAAAUGACAGGAUAUCUACUUGUACAAAUUGUCACUACUACUCCACCAUUCAUUGCUCUUGGUUGUGUUAUUUCGUCAUUAUGUUCUUCAAAUGGUGAAUUUCAACUUGUUAAUCCAACAACUCAACUUAGUUUAUUUACUCUCUGUAUCGGAACUUGUACAAAUAUUCAAAGUAUCUAUUGGAAUAUUUAUCAAAGUUCAUUUGUCAAUUCAACCCAAUGGACAUUAUUUAAUCAAACUCAUUCUUACGAGAAUAUUUGGUUCUUCGCGCGUAAACGAGGAUUACAGUUCGAGAAAAAAACAACAUUUCUUUAUGAAAAUUUUCUUCUAUUAGGAAUAAAUACAAGUAAUAUAACAACAACAAGUGAUUUGUUUAUAAACAAUCCACAAAUAAAUCUUUGGAAAUUUGAAGUUGUUUAUACAUUUCUCUCGACAACAAGUACAAGUGCAUUGAGUUUUAUUCGAAAUCAAUCUCCUUAUAAUGGUUCAUGUUCGAUUUCUCCUUUAAAUGGAACAAUAACAACAGUAUUUACAAUUUCUUGUUCAAAUUGGAUCGAUGUCAAUGUAAUCAAAGAUUAUUCAUUAUAUAUAUGGACAAAUGAUAUAUCCAAACGAAUUAUGAUCGCAUAUUCAUCAAUAUCAUCUUUUCAAGUUCGGUUUCCUACUGGAAUCAAUGAAACAUCAUUUGUUAAUGUUAUUAUUGAUAUUCGAAAUCUACAGAAUUGUAUAACACAAAUGAAUUUAACAUCUGUUUAUGUUCAAGUUGAUUCUGAGUCAAUCAAUGAUUUAAUCAAUAAUUUACAAAAUUCAUCGAAUUUGAUAACGAAUAAUCCAAUUGUUCAAUUACUUUCAAGUCAAAAUACAAAUGUUGUUGGACAAAUUCUCAUAUCGAUUUGUCAACAAUUGAACAUGAUGAAUAAUCAAUAUUUAAAUGAAGCUCUUUCAAAUGGAAUUCCUCUUGCAACUAUUUCUGUUUCACCAUUAGGAAGUGAAUAUUCUGAUCAAAAUUUCAUUUCAUCGAAUGAAACUGCAUUAAAUGAAUUUAAUUUGAAAUUAAAUCGUUUAGCAAAUGCAAUCGAUUAUCUAAUAAUAUUUCUAACAGAACUUCCCAUAACAACAAUCAAUAAUCUUCUAUUACAAUCAUCAACAUUCGCUCAAUUAACUCAAUCAACAAAUCAAUUAACACGAGCAACUUUAACCAUCGCAUCAAAUCGAUGUUAUCAAUUAUCACUUGCUUUAUCGUCAUUGGCAGGACAAAUUCCUUAUGAAUAUAUUCAAACAGCAGCUAAUCAACUUCUACAAUGUACAACGAAUGUUUUAACAGCUGUUAAUGGACCAAUUCAAGGGCGAACAAAUGUUCUGGAUUUGGAUCUUUCUCGUUCGAAUCCUUCGAGCAAUUCUUAUGACACUGAUCUUGAAGCUCAAUUGUCAAAUUUAAAUUUAUUUGGAUCAAAUGAAGAUUUAAUCGAAAAAAAUCGAAAUCUGUAUUAUCAAAAACAGUUGUCGAAUGAAAUCAUCAGUCAAUCGAAUAAAAUCAUUUCAUUAAUCACAUCUUCAUUAAAGAUUUACAUGAACACUGGCCAAAGCUUUUCAAUCAAUACAUCUCAAACAUAUAUGUUCUUAGAAACCAUUUCAAUUGGAUCAAUUGCUGAUAAAAUCAUCAAACAAAUUGGAAAUGCACAAUUUCAUUUUCCAUCUGAUUUUAUUUUCAAUAUAACGAACAAUUCAUCAUCAAUUUCACUUCGAUCGAAAAUGGAUCCACUUGCUCCAUAUGGAAAUUUUUCGAAUACAAAUCUUUCGAAUACAGUUUCACUUACAAUUCUUGAUGAAAAUGGAAAUGACAUUUCAUUAAAAGUCAAUGAAACGAAUGAAAUCCGCAUAAUCAUUCCACGUGAUACGAAUUUUGUUCUUUCUUCAAUGAAUUUACAAAAUGUGACAUCAAUGAAUUCAACAAAAUCAAAGUCUCCAUUCAAUUUUCAUUAUGUGAAUAUCAAAAGUUCACUUUCAAUUUCACUUCAUUUCGAAAUUCAACCUAUAAAUGCAACUCCUGCUUAUUUAUUUAUUUAUAAAUUCGAUCAAACACCACAAUUGAACAGUUCAAUUUAUUCUCUCGAUGGAUGGACACUUUUUUGUCCUUCAAAUUUAACAAUCGAUCAUAUUUACAAAUAUUUCCUUGAUAAUCAACAAACAUCUUCUCAUCAAUCAUUCAUUUUUGGACUUCGAGAAUUAAAUUCUACAGAAAUGAAUAUUUCUUGUUCAAAUAAUACUUUACCAAUCACCGAUGAACAAUUUCAAUUUACAACAAAUUAUCAAUUGAGAAUUUAUACAUCCGGUUGUUAUUAUCUUGAUGAAAAUAAUAAUUGGAAAUCCGACGGUGUACGAGUUGGAUCAUUAACGAAUCAUAACGAAACGGAAUGUUAUUCAACACAUUUAACAUCAUUUGCUGGUGGUUUUCUUGUUUUACCAAAUCCAAUCAAUUGGAAUUAUGUUUUUGCAAAUGCAAGUUUUUCCAAAAAUCCCACAAUUUACUUAACAAUCAUAAUAACUUCACUGUUUUACAUCAUUUUAAUGAUUUAUUCCCGAUACAAAGAUAAAAAAGAUAUUGAAAAAUUGGGAGUGACUCCAUUAAUUGAUAAUGAAAAAUCUGAUGAAUAUUAUUAUGAAAUUCUUGUAUUUACUGGUCAACGAAGAAAUGCAGGAACAGAAUCAAAAGUUCAAUUUGUUUUAUCCGGUGAAAAUGAUCAAACAAAUGUUCGUCUUUUUUCUGAUUCUCACCGAAAACUUUUUCAACGUGGUGGAAUCGAUGCUUUUAUCAUGUCUGUACCCAAAUCAUUGGGAUUGUUAAAUUAUCUUCGUAUUUGGCACGAUAAUUCUGGUCAAGGUGAUUCAGCAUCUUGGUUUUUGAAAUAUGUUAUCGUUCGAGAUUUACAAACAAUGGAUAAAUCUUAUUUCAUUUGUCAACGAUGGUUCGCUGUUGAAAAAGAUGAUGGAAAAAUCGAACGAACAAUUCCAGUUGCCGGAGGAUCCGAACAGAAAGAAUUUUCAUAUAUUUUAUCGAAAACAGCUUAUCGAAAUGUCUCCGAAACACAUUUAUGGUUUUCAAUCUUUUCUCGUCCACCAUCGAAUAGAUUUACACGAACUCAACGAUGUACUUGUUGUUUCGUUUUACUUUUCGCUGCAAUGGUUAUAAAUAUCAUGUAUUACGAUUUAUCAUCUGCAGCAAAUUCAUCUAAUCAAACUCAAAGUGCUUUUCUAUCAUUUGGACCGAUUUACAUCACAUCACAACAGAUUGGAAUUGGAAUCAUGUCGGAAUUAUUAACAUUUCUUCCCAGUUUAUUAAUUGUUCAAUUUUUUCGUCGUAUUCGACCUCGUCGACACAUUUAA